CCCUGCCUGGGAACUCUGGAGAUUAGCGGGCUGGGGUUGCGAGGGAACCCCGAAUCCCGAGGAGGUUGCUCUGGUUCUCGCUGGAGAGGGCCGGAGAAGUUUCGGGGGCGGCGGGUCCACGGCGACCUCUGGUGGUAACCGGGGCCUAGUGGAGCCCGGCCACCACGCGACCCGAGUGCCGGAGCUUCAAGUUGCCGGGUGGAGCUCCACACCAAGGUGAUUUGAAUUUUCGGUCCCUUGUGGUCCUGAUGAACAGUUUUGCUUUUCUUGAGCGCACGACACUGGAACUUCAAGAAUUAGAGGUUUAUGCAGUUUGAGACCUGUCAGCUCAGUGCAGCGUUCAAAUCAAUAAGAGACAGGCUUAUUGUUCUACUCAGAGAUUAAAAUGGCUUCCAGAGGAAAGACAGAGACAAGCAAAUUAAAGCAGAAUUUAGAAGAACAGUUGGACAGACUGAUGCAGCAGUUACAAGAUCUGGAGGAGUGCAGAGAGGAACUUGAUACAGAUGAAUAUGAAGAAACCAAAAAGGAAACUCUGGAGCAACUAAGUGAAUUUAAUGAUUCACUGAAGAAAAUUAUGUCUGGAGAUAUGACUUUGGUAGAUGAACUAAGUGGAAUGCAACUGGCUAUCCAGGCAGCCAUCGGCCAGGCCUUCAGAACUCCCGAGGUCAUCAGACUGUUUGCGAAAAAACAACCAGGUCAGCUUCGGACGAGGUUGGCAGAGAUGGAUAGAGAUCUCAUGGUAGGAAAGCUGGAAAGAGACCUGUACACUCAACAGAAAGUGGAGAUACUAACAGCUCUCAGGAAACUUGGAGAGAAGCUGACUGCAGAUGAUGAGGCCUUCUUGUCAGCAAAUGCUGGUGCCAUACUCAGCCAGUUUGAGAGAGUCUCUACAGACCUCGGCUCUGGAGACAAAGUUCUUGCUUUGGCAAGUUUUGAGGUUGAAAAAACAAAAAAAUGACGUGGUGUGGAAGCUUGGGACAGUGAUCACAUUCUUGUUGUGAAUGGCAUUUUUCUUCGGGGGAUUUUGAGUCAUUGCAAAGAAAUCAAGAGAUUCUUGAAGUUCAUUAGUAACCUAAGAAAAGGGGACAGGGAAGCAUACUUGUGGCUUCUAUUUAUGCCCUUUGCCAUUGUGCUUUGUGAAGGGCUAUCUCCUUGGUGAUCCUGGACUUGGUGGGGUGGCGGGAUCACUAGACCUUACUCAGCAUGAUCUGUCUGUUUAAGAGAGAGGAUAGGAAAUAGUUUCUUGGACUGUUUUUAUUAAGGCUCCUUGGUUUUAGGUGCUGAUAGCAAAUUGAAAGAUGCAAACCAGUGAUUCUUUUCUGCUCAUAAAUAUUUAUCCCCUUUGGUUGGAGUGAAGAGUAUAGCAACAUUAACAGAUCUCGUGUGUGUUCAUGGAAUUUUAGAAUCCUAAGUGAUCUUAGAAAUUAUCGUCACUUUACAAACCAGGAAACUGAGGCUCAGAAAGAGCAAGUGACUUGCUUAAAAUCACAUCGGAGUUGGGGAUAGGAUGUGGGUGUUCAAAUUCUCAGUUUAGUGUCCAUUGAAUUUUAUUUUUUUAUUCUGUGCUGUUCUUUAACAACAAUUAACACGUAUUUGUGCAAGUCUAUGUUUAUAAAAACUUCAGCGUCCUGACAGAGUUGCCACGAAGGGACCAUUCCCCAGCCUGUGAGCUCUCCUGAUGAAUGGGGCCCAUUGUGUCUCUGGGUUUGGGCUCGGAACAAUGGGAGCCCUGUUGAGAGUCUCCUGAAGUAACUUAACCUCCUGUGUCGUUUCACCGGGGAAGCAAUUGGAAGUGGCAGCUAGAGGCCCUCCCUGUGUGUGACCUCUUUGCUGAAACCCGUCGGGCGGUGAAUUACUGUUACUAGUCAGUUCUGUGGAGGAACACAAAGUAAGGUCUGAGGAAGAGCACGUUUCUCUCCUGAGUGUUUACAUCUCUCUGUAAGCUCAAAUGUAUAGAUUUCCCCAUAUGCAUAUAUGUUAGCUUCUUUCCUAGGUGCUGGCUACUUUAUACUCUUUCAUGUGUUUUUCAAUAUUCUUUUUUUCUCACUUUGUACAAAUUAAAGACAUUUUUAAACUUUCAUGUAUACUGUAAACACAACUAGGUGCUCUCUCAACUGUACAAAUUGGGGAACUCAGCUACAUUAAUGCCUUAUUUGGAAAUUCUGAUGGGCAGUUUUUUAAUAUAUUGGUUUAUGAUGGUCAAAAACUCACUGAAAUCGUGACAAACCAAGAGAGAGCAAAUUACCUGCUCUUCAUCUAGGGCUUUAUGGCCAAUCAUCAGGCUGCAUUUUUGCUGUAACUGAGGUGAAAUCCACAUAAUGUACAAUGAGCCACUUUACGGUGUGCCAUUCAGUGGCAUGCAGUGACCCUCAGUGUUGUGGGGGCAUCGCCACCGCCUGGCACCACCCCCCCACCACCAGCCCCGCUGGCAAGGUCGCCUCCCUCGAAGCAGUCGCCCUGCUCCCUCCCAGCCCCGCAGCCCCCGCGGGUGCACCUUCUCUGUGGACCUGCCCAGGCCGGACAUUUCAUGUGCAUAGAACUGCGGUGUGUGGCUUUCUGCCUGCCUUCCAAUUAGUGUAGUAUAUCCCGAGCUAGUCCAUAUCACAGCAUGUGUCAGUACUUCAUUCCUUUUAAUGGGUGAAAAUACUCCCUUGCAUGGAUACUGUAUUGUGUUUUUCCAUUUAUCCCUUGAUGGACAUUUGGGUUUUUUCCACUUUUUGGUUAUUGUUUAUAAUGUUGCCAUAAACAUUUGUGUGUAAGUAUUUGGUUACAUACCUGUUUUCAGUUCUUUAGGAUGUGUACCUAGGGAGGGAUUUGCUGUGUCGUUACUGUUUUAAACCACAGCGAGCUUCCCUGUUUCCCUCCAGGAGUAGGAUGAGGAAGAUUAGGAAUAUUUUGUUUUCGAAAGGGGCCUAGAUGAAUCCGGAGUCCUUAAUUUUGGUUUCCCUCAAACUUUCUAUAAGACCAACAUCAAUGAAAUACAUUGUCAUUAACGUAUUCAUUUAGUAAGUAAUGACUAGUACUCAAUUUAAAUUAAUCUUCCUUUAAAAGAGGUCAAGAUUGCAGUGUCUAGCGAGAUGCUGCCAGUCGUGGCAAGGGGACCUUUGGCAGGUCACUUCAUCUUUUGGAGCCUCACUUUUCUGUUCAGUGGGGACAACAGGACCCCACGUAGGAUGCCCUGCAUCCCCCUGUCUUCCUUAGAGCAGAAGGAAGUUUUGCAGUGGUUACUCCACCAUUUAAAAGUUCUUUCAAGGGCCAUAUGAUAUAUGUUGUUUCAUAAGUUUGGUAUUUAAUUCAGAAAAAUAAUUUGAAAAUUCUAUACAGCUGUAGCUAUUAAAUGACCUGCAAACUCUGUUUCCUGUUCAUAUUUUGCUGUGUUUAAUCUUCUAGUCUGUAGACCUCUUGGGAGGUCCCAGGCUGCAGUAACUAAUGCUAAGGCAGCUGACGUUUUACAUCCUUGGGUCAAGCUAAUAUUUUAAUGAAAAGAAUUCUUGCAUUUUUUCCCCAAGACUUGGAGUUGAAGCAAAAGUAAAUUCCAAUGAGCAAGUGUCCAACUGAGCUGUUUAAUGAAAUCUAAUAAUUUAAAACAA
Messenger RNA from Artibeus jamaicensis (Jamaican fruit-eating bat), 3590 nucleotides. It is a transcript of the gene LZIC, whose product is annotated as leucine zipper and CTNNBIP1 domain containing. The record is from RefSeq and is a predicted model, not a curated record. The transcript has 8 exons. Gene Ontology annotation, molecular function: beta-catenin binding. Gene Ontology annotation, cellular component: beta-catenin destruction complex; cytosol; nucleus. Lineage: Eukaryota; Metazoa; Chordata; Mammalia; Chiroptera; Phyllostomidae. Gene Ontology annotation, biological process: negative regulation of Wnt signaling pathway. The coding region runs from base 386 to 958 and encodes 190 amino acids.